AUCUCUUCAAUAGAUCGUGUAAUGAUAUGAUUGAAGAUUUACAAAUGGGAAAUAACCCAACUGACAUUCCAAAAGAGAUCGGAGAUAUGGUUCAGACAUCAUACAUUUUUAUGGUUCAAACAAGCAUUGGUGCUUCCAACGUUUUGGAAAAAAGUUUUACGGUGAAAAAAAUUGCUUCAAACCCUGCUUUGGUGCCCAAUUUCAAGGCAAAAUAUGAAGAUUCUGUGAUAAAAAACAUUGCAAAUACUGAUGAGAUCGUGGUUAUCGAUGAAGAUGAGAAUGUGAUUGUUGAUGAUGGUGUUACUCCGAUAUGUGAUAGUUCUGCCGUGGAAGCUGGCGACGGUGAUUUAGAAAACAAUGUUGACCUACUAAAGGACAAUGUGCUUUUUACUCAUGCCAAGAGAACAUAUGCAGCCAAUGAUACCAACUAAUAUGUGGCAUGAUCUUUUAAGUUAUUUUUUACUCAUUUUGAGACUUAUUUUAUUUGGGAUUACUUUCAGUUGAUUGUUGUUGAAUAUU
This is a messenger RNA of Trifolium pratense (red clover), 519 nucleotides long. RefSeq lists its product as uncharacterized. Lineage: Eukaryota; Viridiplantae; Streptophyta; Magnoliopsida; Fabales; Fabaceae. The transcript is spliced from 3 exons. The coding region runs from base 27 to 431 and encodes 134 amino acids. The record is from RefSeq and is a predicted model, not a curated record.